Molecule: messenger RNA, 1320 nt
Organism: Brassica oleracea var. oleracea
Lineage: Eukaryota; Viridiplantae; Streptophyta; Magnoliopsida; Brassicales; Brassicaceae
Product: probable 3-hydroxyisobutyrate dehydrogenase, mitochondrial
Exons: 10
Coding region: 103-1161 (352 amino acids)
Biological process (GO): L-valine catabolic process
Molecular function (GO): NAD binding; NADP binding; 3-hydroxyisobutyrate dehydrogenase activity
Source: RefSeq, a predicted model, not a curated record
CUCAUUGAUCAGAUCAUGAGACUACGAUAAAGACAGAUAGUUCCGUCUGAGACUCAAUUUUGCUAACUGCUCUUUUUGGUCUGAAGUGAUUUAGUAUCAUCAAUGGCGAUUCGUAGAGCGCAAGCCUUACUCUCUAUAUCCAAAUUCAAAACCAGUUUCGUCCUUGGGUCGUUUUCAAGGUUUCACCGGUUCUCUUCGUCAUCAUCACAGCAUUCAACUCAAUUCCAGAAUGUUGGUUUCAUAGGACUUGGAAACAUGGGAUCAAGAAUGGUGAACAAUCUAGUUAAAGCUGGAUUUAACGUUACCGUUCAUGACAUAAACCGUGAUGUUAUGAAGAUGUUCACUGAAAUGGGAGUCUCCGCUAGAGAAACUCCUUACGAAGUUGCUCAAGAUAGCCAAGUUGUGAUUACCAUGUUGCCUUCUUCAUCUCACGUGAUGGAUGUGUACACAGGAACAAAUGGGUUGCUUCAUGGAGACAACGCUAUCAGACCUGCUUUGUUGAUAGAUUCAUCCACUAUUGAUCCUCAAACCACCCGCAAAAUCUCUCUUGCGGUUUCCCAUUGUAAUUUAAAAUACAAGAGAGAUAAUUGGGAAAAGCCUGUAAUGUUGGAUGCUCCUGUCUCAGGAGGUGUUCUUGCUGCAGAAGCUGCUACACUUACUUUCAUGGUUGGAGGUCCGAAAGUUGCUUACUUAGCUGCAAGACCAAUACUCGAGUCAAUGGGCAGAACUUCCAUCUACUGUGGCGGUUCAGGAAAUGGAUCUGCUGCAAAGAUAUGUAACAAUUUGGCAAUGGCCGUGAGUAUGCUGGGUACUUCAGAAGCUUUAGCUCUUGGUCAGUCACUUGGACUAUCUGCCACCACUUUAACUGAUGUAUUAAACACAUCUAGUGGCCGAUGUUGGAGUAGCGACAAAUAUAAUCCAGUUCCAGGAGUAAUGGAAGGUGUGCCCUCUUCAAGAGAUUACAACGGCGGUUUUGCCUCCAAACUUAUGGCUAAAGACUUAAACUUAGCAGCAGCCUCAGCUGAAGAAGUUGGACACAAAAGCGCACUGAUAUCCAAAGCACACGAAAUUUACAAGAAGAUGUGCGAGGAUGGGCAUGAGACAAAGGACUUUUCAUGUGUUUUUAGACACUUCUACAAUGGCAAAGAUGAAGAAGUCUGAGGCAAUCUUUACAAAUGACCCUGCAAAAUAAUAAGGAUCCAAAGGUUUCCUUGUGCAUUUACAUUGUUUAUUUUCAUUGCUGAGAGAGAAUUAAAAUCUUGAAAGGAUUGUGGUGUUACUAAAACGAUUUGAAAUGUAAUUAGUUUGGGGACUUGUCUU